AUGGGCGACCCCCAGAAAUCAGAUCGUCCGGCCACCCGCAAUACUGCUGCAGCUGCAUCGGCCGCGAAGUCGCCGGAACGUGUUGCACCAAAUGCAUUGACCAUCGCAUCGCCUCCUGGCUCCAGGACGCCCCCUAGUAUGCCGUCGAAGAAGACGCUCUUCUACCCGGAACCGCAAGGAAGGCGCCAGAAAGCUCGAAAUACCUCCGAGUCGAUCGAUCCCGAUGCGCUUGCGAAGGCUUUGCAGGAUUUUGAGGAUGCUGGGCAUCCCCGCGAGAGAACGCCUGGGACCAGCCCCAGUCGGAAGAGACAGAGAGUGUACGGUGAUAGAUUUAUCCCCAAUCGUGAGGGGCAAGACCUCCAAGCGACGUAUAGUCUGCUCCACGAGGACGGCUGCCCUUCAACUCCGUCCAAGUUGAAAAAGCGCGCUCCACACUCGGAGCUUCAUUUUCAAAAGACGGAGGAAGCCAACCGCAUGUACUCGCGAGUGUUGCGGAGUGAGCUUUUCGGGAAUACCGUUCCCCAGGCCGACCUAGACUCCCUGUCGCCGGACCCCUUGAUGGGUAUGGGAAAUGGCAUCAUCGACAAGACUCGCUCUCAUACGCCACCUUCACAUGUCGUGUCUAAUCUACCACCCGCAAGCAUUACACCCUCCACCCCUCACAAGAAUCUCUUCAAUUACGCCUCUCCCCGCGGAUCCGCUCAUCCUACACCUUCAAAGACACCACGAAGUCAGCACGGUCCGAACCUCAAUGUCCGAUCGGAGCUCUAUAGUCUAUCGCCAAUCCGGCUCGACAGUCAACGGAUUCUGGAGACUCCGCGUAAACAGCCCCGCUACGUGAACAAGGUCCCAUACAAGGUCCUUGAUGCGCCCGAUCUACAAGACGAUUUCUAUCUUAAUCUUGUCGACUGGGGUAGCAGUAAUGUUCUGGGGGUGGGCCUAGGGAAUUCGGUCUAUAUGUGGAAUUCGCAGACAGGCCGAGUGACGAAACUCUGUGAGCUGCGUGAUGAUACAGUGACCAGCGUUAGCUGGAUACAAAGAGGCACACAUUUAGCAAUCGGCACAGGCAAGGGUCUUGUGCAAAUAUGGGACGCUGAGCGCUGCCGUCGUCUCCGCACGAUGAUUGGACAUACGAAUCGUGUGGGCGCCUUAGCCUGGAACGACCACAUCCUCACGUCCGGUUCUCGAGACCGACUGAUUUUCCAUCGUGAUGUCCGUUCCCCAGACCAAUAUCUACGUCGCUUAUCUGGUCAUAAGCAAGAGGUUUGUGGUCUGCGGUGGAACACAGAAGAUGGGCAGUUGGCCUCGGGUGGAAAUGACAACAAACUGUUGGUGUGGGAUAAACUAAAUGAGACACCACUCUACAGGUUUUCCGACCAUACUGCGGCCGUCAAGGCAAUCGCUUGGUCACCUCAUCAACACCAUCUUCUCGCAUCUGGGGGUGGCACGGCUGAUCGGACCAUCAAAUUCUGGAAUACGUCGACCGGGUCUAUGAUCAAGGAAGUCGACACAGGCAGUCAGGUCUGCAACCUUGCGUGGUCAAAGAAUUCCGAUGAGAUCAUCAGCACGCACGGUUACAGCCAGAACCAGAUAGUCGUCUGGAAAUACCCGCGCAUGGAACAAAUCGUGUCUCUGACCGGGCAUACCUUUCGUGUUCUCUACCUAGCAAUGAGUCCAGAUGGCCAAACUGUUGUGACCGGAGCCGGGGAUGAAACCCUGCGGUUUUGGAAGAUCUUCAAUAAACGACCGGGAAGAGAGCACGGACGUGAAGGUAGCAAACUGGCAGAAUGGGGUACCAUUCGGUGA
Messenger RNA from Aspergillus sclerotioniger CBS 115572, 1806 nucleotides. RefSeq names its product WD40 repeat domain-containing protein. Gene Ontology annotation, molecular function: ubiquitin ligase activator activity; protein binding; anaphase-promoting complex binding. The transcript has 4 exons. Gene Ontology annotation, biological process: anaphase-promoting complex-dependent catabolic process; positive regulation of ubiquitin protein ligase activity; positive regulation of anaphase-promoting complex-dependent catabolic process. Bases 1 to 1806 code for a protein of 601 amino acids. The record is from RefSeq and is a predicted model, not a curated record. Lineage: Eukaryota; Fungi; Ascomycota; Eurotiomycetes; Eurotiales; Aspergillaceae. Gene Ontology annotation, cellular component: anaphase-promoting complex.